AGUUGUGCGAAUUGUGAAAUAGAAGUACCUUAAUAGCUAUGACUUCUCAACCCUGAAGCAAAUAGCGGUGUAUCUGUGAUUUCCUGGUUACACAACGUGCUCAACGUGUUGUAAAAUUAACUUCCUGCUUUAAAAGUUGUAUUACCUCGUGACAAAAUGGCUUCAGCUGGAAUUGCUGCUGCAAAAAGAUUAAUUCCUCUUUUCGAUAGAGUUUUAAUUCAAAAAUCAGAGGCAAUCACUCAAACAAAAGGUGGAAUUGUACUACCCGAAAAAGCACAAGCAAAAGUAUUAAAGGGUAGAGUAGUUGCUGUGGGUCCUGGCUCCCGAAAUGAAAAAGGAGAUCACGUUCCAUUGAGCAUUCAAGUUGGUGACACCGUUUUAUUACCUGAAUAUGGAGGCACAAAAGUGACACUCGAUGAAGGCAAGGAAUUUCAUCUUUUCCGUGAAUUGGAUAUUUUGGCAAAAUUAGAAUCUUAAAUUGCUAUUAAUUUGUUAUUAAAAAAAAAAAGAAGAAAGAAAAAGACUUUUUUGUGUAAAGAACAAAUUUUAGAGUCCAUAUAUGAUUUUUGUAAGCGUUUGAUAUUUUUUAUUUCUUAUAAAAUUAACGGACAUGCAUGAAUUCCUGUGUAAAUCAAGAAUCUGUCAUUAAGUUUUUACUAAUAAAUAACCAAAGUUUAUGCAUUUAAAA
Molecule: messenger RNA, 688 nt
Organism: Leptopilina boulardi
Lineage: Eukaryota; Metazoa; Arthropoda; Insecta; Hymenoptera; Figitidae
Product: 10 kDa heat shock protein, mitochondrial-like
Exons: 3
Coding region: 157-477 (106 amino acids)
Cellular component (GO): mitochondrial matrix
Molecular function (GO): ATP binding; protein-folding chaperone binding; metal ion binding
Source: RefSeq, a predicted model, not a curated record